AUGGCUUCAGCCUGUCACAAUCGCGUAGUAGCUCUCAUAGUUCUCAUAGCUCUCACCAACUCGAGACUAGGUCUAGCAGCAGCGGAGCAGCGGCCAAUAGCGUCCUUCUUCGGCGAUCCGCACUUCGAGGGCGCAGAUGGCGUUCAUUUCCGAUUCACCGGCGUGCCGGGCGAGGCCUACUGCCUGCUCUCCGACCCCUCGCUGCACAUCAACAUGAAAAUGGCCGGCGACUCGGGUAGUCUAGGCGACGAUCCGAUCAGUUCAGGCAGCGAUGCUAACAUUACUCCAGGCGCCACGCAGCGCACAUGGGUCAAGGCGAUAGGCGUGCUCGUGGCCGGCCACUCGCUGCAGCUCAGAGCGCGGCAGGGGGCAGACGCGUCGCUCGGCGACGGUUUCUUGCAGUCGAUAGUGUUAGACGGCGUCGCGCAGCGAUUGUCGCCGUCGCACAUCCUAGAGAGCGACGACGGCGCGCUGAGAGUGCACCACGUGGGGGUCACCGAAUCAAACGGCGUGGAAACCGAGACUCUCAGAAUACAGUCCGGUGGCCGGCAAGGGGCGGACUUCCUUGUCCAUAUUAGGCCAGAGGCGGUCGACCGGCAAUCACCAGCCGACGCGUUUGUGCAUUUCUCGGUGGAGGUGUUAUCUGGGGGAGGGUUGACCGACCCGCACGGCGUGAUGGGGCAAACGUUCCGGAGUUCCCAGAAGGAGCGAUCCUUCGCGGUAAGCCUGCAAUGGAGCCGCGACGCGCAGGCUUGGGAGGUGGCAGGAGAUAACGGCGACGGCUAUCUUGACGGCUCCGUCGAGAGUUACCGGUCGUCCAGCCUCGUCGCCGCGGAUUGCGCGUUCUCGCGGUUCAAGGCGGUUGAAGGAGCGCGGAGAGAGGAGAGCGACGGGUCGUGGGCGGUGGCGGAGAUGAUGGGGGAGGGGGAGGAUGCGGAAGCGGCGGUGGAUGUAGCGGGCGGUGGCGCAGCUGUUGCUCGAGACUGCCGCGGCUGGAAGGCGCCGGGGAUGCUGGCGGGGCACCGUUAG
This is a messenger RNA of Closterium sp. Naga37s-1, 1029 nucleotides long. NCBI's taxonomy places the organism in Eukaryota, Viridiplantae, Streptophyta, Zygnematophyceae, Desmidiales, Closteriaceae. The record is from the annotation of a GenBank genome assembly.